Messenger RNA from Emiliania huxleyi CCMP1516, 1101 nucleotides. RefSeq lists its product as hypothetical. The coding region runs from base 1 to 1101 and encodes 366 amino acids. The transcript has a single exon. The record is from RefSeq and is a predicted model, not a curated record. Gene Ontology annotation, cellular component: Golgi apparatus; membrane. Gene Ontology annotation, molecular function: GDP-fucose transmembrane transporter activity; antiporter activity. Lineage: Eukaryota; Haptophyta; Isochrysidales; Noelaerhabdaceae.
AUGGGGAAUGCGAACGCCGACGCGCUGGACGGGUCCACAGCGGUCCGCGAGAGCUGCUACGCCGAUCGCAGCGCGGUGGUCACCUGCACCCUGUAUAGCAUUUGCACUGCGGCGCUGCUGCUGCUGAACAAAGUGAUCAUAAGCUAUGCGCCGCUGCCGUCGAUGGUAUCAACGCUUCAGUUCUUGGCGACCGUGCUGGCGGCGCUCUUUGCGAUGGUCCAGGGCGUAGCUCCGGUGGACCGCUUCCUGUGGGAGCGCGCCAGGCAUUACCUCCUGUACGUGGCGAUGUUUGUGACGACCAUCUACUGUAACUUCAAAGUGCUCGAAGUGUCCAACGUGGAGACUCUGAUCGUCGCACGAUCCUGCGUGCCGUGCCUAGUCGCGCUGCUCGAGUACGCCUUUCUGGGCCGCCAGCUCCCAUCCUGCCGCUCGUGGCUCGCGAUGCUCGUCAUGUGCAGUGGCGCGGUGGGCUACGUUAUGAGCGACGCGGGCCUUGAGAUGGCAGGGUUGACAGCAUACACCUGGAUCACAGUCUACUUUCUCGUGGUAGCAGUGGAAUCCGCCUACGGCAAGCAUAUCGUUGGCCCACACCUCGGCUUUGGAAGCAUGUGGGGUCCGACGCUGUACACCAACACUAUCUCCAUCCCCCCGAUGGUCGCUAUCGGGCUCCUCUCUGGUGAGCAAGAGGCUCUCUUGCGUCACGCCGACUGCUCCAAGUCCAGCCCGGUGGAGGAUGCCGACUCGAACCAAGCCGUCGUUCUUCUCGUCCUCAUCUCGUGCGCUCUCGGCGUGGCUGUCGCGUUCCUCGGCUUCGAGGCUAGGAGGCUCGUGUCGGCGACGUGCUUCACAGUGUUGGGCGUGGCGGGGAAAAUGGCGACGGUGACCGCCAACGGGCUGAUCUGGGACAAGCACGCCUCGCCCGAGGGUAUUGCGUUUCUGGCGGCCUGCCUGGCCGGUGCGGCCAUAUACCAGCAAUCUCCGCUGCGAAGCGGGGCGAUCCAAAGGAGAGAUGACCGCGAGAUGACGAUGCAACCGAUUCGUCAGCCGGUGAGCGUGCGCGACGAAGGAGCUAGCGACAGUCUUAGCCACCAGCGUGUGUGA